This is a messenger RNA of Ectocarpus siliculosus, 1491 nucleotides long. The record is from the annotation of a GenBank genome assembly. NCBI's taxonomy places the organism in Eukaryota, Phaeophyceae, Ectocarpales, Ectocarpaceae.
AUGUAUCGGCUACGGAUUUCUGCGCUGGCCCUCGUUGCUCAGCUGGGUAUGGGCGAGGAAGGACCCGGCCCAGACGUGUCCCCUAAGACGAUGAUCAGCCAAGACUACCUCGCCGCUAUAUGCUUGAUUUUCGCCAUCGUCGGGCUGUCCGGUCUACAGUCAACGGACGGUACCGGCGGCGGUGCAGGCCUACGCCGGCGAUCACCUAGAGCUACUCAAGUAGACGAGACUCUUGCAACCGCCGCAAUCGGGGCCUCUGAUGACUCCCACGCCCAGCUGGACAAGGUCGCGUCCCACAUCGGCAGCACAAGCGGCGCUACCCCGGAGGAUUCCGAGCUCGGCGUAUCGGAUGAGCGAUCGACGGCUCCGUCCUUGCUGGCACCGACCCGUCGAAGCGUGACGGGCGGGAAGAGCGUGGCCCACGCGACGAGUUCAAGUAGGCCUUCGAAGCUCCUCUUCGUGCUCAAUUUCUUCCUGUGGAUAGGUCUGGCGGUGACCUUCAGUGCGUAUAGCAAGCGAUACCUGCGGGACACGCACGACCCCAUCGGCCUGCUGGUGCUGCAGGGUGUGACGGGCGUCGUGGUUCUGUGCUCUCUUGGACAGCCAUCGGUCAACUCGGCGGGCCUGCGGGGCAUUGCGGAGCAGGUGGUAGCAGCCAGCAGGCGGUCCGGAAUAGCGGCAGUUCUCCAUACCGGCCAAGCCGUGCUAACUAACUUUUCCGUGUUCGUCGGCGGGGUUGCCGCGACGAACGCGCUCAAGGCCAUGGAGCCGGUGGCCGCGGCGGCCUUCUCGUACUUCUUGCUCGGCAAGAGCGUUCCCCUCACCAAGAUGGCCUCCUUCGCUCUCAUCGUUGGCGGGAUACUGCUGCUGACGUCCAAAAGCAACGGCGGGAAGAGCCGCCAAGGGGAAGGACACGGAGCCACGUCCGGGGGGGGAGGGGCGGCCAGUCCCAUUCUCGUGUCCGCUAUCUUCACGGUUGCGGCCGUCUGUUUCAACGCCCUCCGGAACGUGGUUAUUAAGGGUAGGGACCCGAUCCCGCCUCACCAGACCCUGCUCGCCUGCAGUUCGGCGGCGGCGGCCGUGGGCAUCACCGUGAUGGUGCUCAGGUUCAUGAUGAGGAGCAUGGAUGACCUCCUUUUGGGACCGGAAGAGGUGGUGCAAGUGGCGACGGGGGUAGUAGGAGAAGCGGCACAAUCAGCUGGUGGCGCGGCUGUUACUGCCGUUGACGGACGGCACCAGUACAGCAGCUGGCUGAGCAUGGACGGCGUCAACGCGGCCCUCUGCUUCGUCGGCUACAAUUUCGCGUCCUUCAACCUCCUCGCCAGCCUCAGUCCCGUGGGGCACGCCGUGGGUAAUUCGGUGAAGAGGGUGGUGAUGUUCGGGAGUGGGAUUUUAUUCCUGGGAGAGGUCAUGACCGGACGGCAGCUCGGCGGCACAGCCAUCGCCCUGUCGGGGGUCGUGGUGUACAAUAUUGCGGGGACGCGUAAAUAG